CCCAGGCUGCAGGGAUUCAUCAUCAGGUUACACACAGCAAGCGCAGCUAGAUGGCUGGCCGAAGCCGGACGGUGUGAGUUGGGGAACGUCGCUGCUAACGCUCUCUACUCGUCCCCCUGGCUCUUCACCUCUCCCAUCACAACCAGAAUGGAGGCAGAACUGAAGGAGAUUGAUUCGCGCGGCGAAUGGCAAAACAUUUAUAACGAUAUCCGUAACAUGGCCGCUGAGCACUCGUACAGCACAGCAAAGCUUCCCGUGAACAAGAACCUGAACCGCUACAGAGACGUCAGCCCGUACGAUCACAGUCGGGUCAGACUUCACAACUUUGAGCAUGACUACAUCAACGCGAGCUUGGUGGAGGUGGAGGAAGCGGAGAGAGCUUACAUCCUCACUCAGGGCCCUUUGAGGAACACGUGCAGUCACUUCUGGCUGAUGGUUUGGGAGCAAAAUUCCAAAGCGGUUAUAAUGCUCAACCGAGUGAUCGAGAAAGGAUCUGAGAAGUGUGCUCAGUACUGGCCCCGUUCCAAGGAGCUGCCCCUGUCCUCAGACACAGGCUUUGUCGUGAGACUGCUGUCCGAGGUGGACAAGUUAUAUUAUACAAUCAGAGUGUUGGAAACUACAGAACACCAGACGACAGAAACGAGAGCCAUCUACCACUUUCACUACACCACGUGGCCUGAUUUUGGGGUGCCAGAAUCUCCCGCCUGUUUCCUCAACUUCCUCUUCAAAGUUCGGGAGUCUGGCUCUCUGGGCUCGAAACGGGAGCCCUCGGUGGUGCACUGCAGCGCUGGGAUCGGACGCUCGGGGACGCUCGCCUUGGUGGACACGUGCCUUGUUCUGAUGGAAAGGAGGAGGAAGAUGUCGUUAUCGGACAUGGAGAACGUUCUACUGGACAUGCGGUAUUAUCGCAUGGGCCUGAUCCAGACCCCCGACCAGCUGCGCUUCUCUUUCAUGGCUAUCAACGAGGGAGCCAAGGUCAUUCUGUCAGACAACUCCACAACACAGAAAGACAGCCGACCCAACGGGCCAUGCCUGGAGCCACAGACCAAGGCGGUAGAGUCAGACAACCAGGACCACCUCAUGGCUCACAACUCUGUGCCGGUGCGGAAGAGACAACGUGAGAUGAGGAAUACCAACACUGCCAAGACUGUCCAGGAAAUAAAACAAAAAAUGAGUGACUCGGAGAUGAAGAGGGAGCAGUGGCAGUACUGGAGGCCUAUCCUGCUGAACGUCGGUGCCGGGGCGGCCUUGGCUGUGGGCCUGUUGUGCUGGAUGUACACUCACUGAAAUACUCUGGGUUCCUAAAAACUGACUCCACUUUUGCACCGGUACCUGGGACUAGGUACUUCCCUUAGUAGAUGUAGAAGGUUCUAUGUGCAUAAUUGAGGAUAUUUAUUUCUUUAGGUCAAAAUGCCCGAGCGCUAGAUCAAAUGAGUGUUUGUAUAUUUUUCUCGUAAGAUCUUAAAAAUGGUAACAUCUCAGGAUCCUGGUGCCAGCACGACGAUUCCCCCUCUUGCCACUGUUGAUGAAUGUACUGUCUCAUCUCGAUGGCUUUGAAAGACGAGAGUAGAGGUGCAGUGCAAACAAAACGAUUCCUGACCGGUUUAUUUUUGCAUUCUUUGUACUGGUUAAAUGUGAGUUUAUAAUUUGUGGAUGUUUUACAUUUCAGAAUUUCUCUGAUUGUCCAUCCUACCAUUAAACAUGUAGGAAAACUACAGAGCCAAGAGGUCAACCAUGGGAUUUUUUUUAAGUUGUUUUAUUAUAAAGCAUGUUUUAACUGGUUUUCCAGAUCAUCACCAGUUCUUCCAUUCAUCUUAAGCAGGGCAACCUAAUAUGGCCUGAUGUGUACAUGCAUAUAUAUUUUUGUGUGACUGGACACGUCGUAGAGGUGUCCUGUCUCCACUCAGAGGCUCACCAUUGUGUUAAAUUCUGUCUGACGCUGAAUCGUUUUUGUUGAUUGAAUCAUGCUGCGGUCCUUGCUGAUUAGCGCAUGUCGUUACCCACUGGAUGGGUCCAGUUUUGUUUUUGCAAAAACCAAAGUAACACUGUCUGUUUUAGGUAAGUAACGGCUGGAGAUGCUGUUGGAUGAUAAAGGCUUGUACUCCCAUCAUGUGGAAUGUAUUUUCUCUUGAAUAACUCACACCUGUGUUACUAAAUGAAACUACUAUUGGUACCUUUGA
This is a messenger RNA of Nothobranchius furzeri (turquoise killifish), 2180 nucleotides long. It is a transcript of the gene ptpn2a, whose product is annotated as protein tyrosine phosphatase non-receptor type 2a. NCBI's taxonomy places the organism in Eukaryota, Metazoa, Chordata, Actinopteri, Cyprinodontiformes, Nothobranchiidae. Gene Ontology annotation, molecular function: protein kinase binding; non-membrane spanning protein tyrosine phosphatase activity. Gene Ontology annotation, biological process: negative regulation of ERK1 and ERK2 cascade; peptidyl-tyrosine dephosphorylation; negative regulation of receptor signaling pathway via JAK-STAT. Gene Ontology annotation, cellular component: cytoplasm; nucleus. The record is from RefSeq and is a predicted model, not a curated record.